AUGUCUCUCACCAACGCAACGCCAGAGGCCGCCGCCAAGGAGGCAAAGACGGCGUCGUUUGCACUGGCUUCGCUGCCGGCCUCGGCGCGCAAUGCCGCCCUCGAUGCCAUCCACGCCGCCCUCGAUGCCGCCAGGGACGACAUCCUCGCCGCCAACGCCCGCGACCUAGAGCUCGCGAAAAAGGCCGCCGCCGACGGCUCCCUCAGCGAGGCUCUCGUCUCCAGACUCGACCUCGGCAAAAAGGGCAAGUGGGACGACAUGUUGAAGGGCAUCUUGGAUGUGAGGGAUUUGGAAGACCCAGGUAUGUUUUGUUUCUCGGCCAAGGAAAAGGGUCAGAUCACAGGUGUAAUUACGCAGACCCGCCUAACCCAGGCAACAGUUGGAAAGAUUCAAUUGCGGACCAAGCUCGACGACGACUUCAUCCUCGAGAGGGUUUCCUGCCCCAUUGGCGUCAUCCUCAUCAUCUUUGAGGCGCGUCCCGAGGUCAUUGCCAAUAUCGCCAGUCUGGCUGUCAAGUCUGGAAACGCUGCCAUUCUUAAAGGUACGUCUGCGCCCACGCGAAUUCUAUAUCCCCCUUUGAACGAAAAAGAACCAUUUGCUCAUGGGAACAAUGUAGGCGGCAAGGAGUCCACCGAGUCCUUCGUCGCCAUCUCCAAGGUCAUUUCGUCGGCCCUCGCAAAGACAGACGUCCCCAACGGAGCCAUCCAGCUCGUCACCACCCGCGACGCAAUCGCCCAGCUCCUCGCCCAGGACCGCUACAUCGACCUCGUCAUCCCCCGCGGCUCCAACGAGCUCGUCCGCUACAUCAAGGAGUCGACCAAGAUCCCCGUGCUUGGCCACGCAGAUGGCAUCUGCGCCAUCUACCUGACCGCCACCGCCGACCCGGAAAAGGCCAUCACCGCCGUCGUCGACGCCAAGACGAGCUAUCCCGCCGGGUGCAACAGCCUCGAGACCCUGCUCGUCCAGGACACCGCCCUCGGCACCUCGUUCCCCGCCGUGGCCGCCGCCCUCGCGGCCAAGGGCGUGUCGCUGCGCUGCGACCCAGCCAGCAAGGCGGCCCUGGCAUCCCUCGCCGGCGCCGACGUCAGGGAUGCUACCGCCGCCGACUUUGACACCGAGUUCCUGGGCCUAACCCUCGCCGUCAAGACGGUGGACGGCGUCGCCCAGGCCAUCGAGCACAUCAACACCCACGGCUCGCAUCAUACCGACUCCAUCCUCACGGCGGACGCUGCCGAGGCCGAGCGCUUCAUGAACCAGGUUGACUCGGCCGGCGUGUACUGGAACGCCUCGACGCGCGUGGCAGACGGCAUGCGCUACGGCUUCGGCACCGAGGUCGGCAUCAGCACCAACAAGAUCCACGCCCGUGGCCCCGUCGGCCUCGAGGGCCUGACCAUCUACAAGUACAAGAUUAGGGGGGACUACCAGGCCACCGCUGCCUAUGGCGACGGAGAGGGCAAGCGGCCGUGGAAGCACGAGAAGCUGUCCAUUGCCUAG
Molecule: messenger RNA, 1494 nt
Organism: Metarhizium robertsii ARSEF 23
Lineage: Eukaryota; Fungi; Ascomycota; Sordariomycetes; Hypocreales; Clavicipitaceae
Exons: 1
Coding region: 1-1494 (497 amino acids)
Molecular function (GO): glutamate-5-semialdehyde dehydrogenase (NADP+) activity
Source: RefSeq, a predicted model, not a curated record